Lingula anatina is the source of this 2161-nucleotide messenger RNA. RefSeq lists its product as uncharacterized. Gene Ontology annotation, biological process: respiratory gaseous exchange by respiratory system. Lineage: Eukaryota; Metazoa; Brachiopoda; Lingulata; Lingulida; Lingulidae. Gene Ontology annotation, cellular component: alveolar lamellar body; extracellular region. The record is from RefSeq and is a predicted model, not a curated record.
CAUUGUUUUAAUUCAACACACCGUUUUUGGUCUUCCGUAAUUUUUUCUCUUAUCAUAAAGGUGGGGUAGGUUAUUGAUGAAAUGCGCCAGGACAAACUCACAGCCAUUAACAUAGUUUUUGUUUUACUUCCUUGUAUCGUACUAAUGGAAGUUUAUAAGCCAGCCACUUACUCAGCUUGUCUCAUUCUGUCAAGGAGCUGGUAGGCAGAAAGAGUCGCUCACCCUAAAACUUUUCACUAUAAAAAAAUACAGGCGUUAUGACAUACAACACAGAAGGCGAGGGUGGUGGCGGCAAGAACAACGGCGGGAAGAGCAGAGGACGUAAAUACGUAAUAGCAGGCGUGGUUUUACUGUUCCUGGCGACCUUAGCGACAUCUGUGGCUUUUUUGGUGGUUUUCCUGUCACGUGAAAGCACCGAAGAUGUAUUGAAGCUACGAUCUGCCCUUUACAAUAGGCAGAACGAUGUAUUUAGUGUGGAAGUGGGAUUGGACCGCCAGAGGGCGCUGGAAGCAGUUCAUUAUAUUCCACAUGACCAAAAGACGGAAACCUUUGUUGUCUACGAUUAUAAAGCAAGAAAAGUCGUCCUCAGACUGAUGGACGACAUGACCUGCUACAUCCGGGACAUGCAGCCCUCCAUGACAGAAGAGGAAAUAGAUGGCGUGCAGAAAAGUUAUGAAACAGAGAAGAACACAGCACUGAGGAUUGGCAAAGUGGAAAACCAGUACUACCAGGCGCUGAAUGUUCCGGUCGACACAUCCGUGCUGAGCGAGGCCAUUUUGGAAUUUUGCUCUGGUCUCAAAUUGCAAUACCUACAGCUGAUGUCGAAGGAUGAUAACCCGACAUCAACUCACCACAACAGCAGACGCAAAAGAGGUAUCUUUGACGACUUCAUGGCUUACGCCAACCAGAGAUUUGCAGGCAUUCGUGCUGCGCUGGGUGCCUUCCAAAAUACCAAACCAAAAGGUUCUGACGUCGGAGUCUUGUCGGUAGAUGGGGCUUUACCAGACGUUUUACCAGACAAGACAAUUCCAGUAGCCGGUACAUUUUCAGGGGAGGAUGAAAGCGGUACCUCCGGUGGUUUUGGGCUGUUCGACGCGUUCAGGAGACACGUGAAGAAAACUUUGAAAAAUGUACGCGGGCGUAUGGCGUCUAGACGGAGACAGAAAUCAAACGGUGGUGGGGACGUUGGGGUUCUAGGUGGUACUUUACCACAAGGAUCUGGUGGAGCCAAACCAGGAGAAACGGACGUAGGAAGUUUUGGUGGUGUUUUACCCGAUGGUCCCGUGUUACUGGGAGGCCAUGACGACCCUGUGCCAGGUCUCCCUGACCCGUAUGCCCCUGAUGGCGGAAAAUCCGAUGCUGGAGUGCUUAACGUUGACGCACCUGGGGGUACCCCCAAGGAGGGUACAGAUGUCAGUGCUUUCGGUGGUGUUUCCCCUGACGCACCUCCCGUAAAUCCCCUUCCAAAGGUCCCAAAAUCCGACCCAUUUCCACGCAAGACACCCGGCUCCUCCAGAAACUCUCCCCGUAGAGUCUCGUGUACCCGGAAGGUGCAGUGCACGUUUCAGGAGCUCGGGUGUACGGUCCGCCGAGAGAGGUUCUGUCCCAACCCGUCCUGGGCUGACGCCUCCGAGUGCGAUGACUGGCAGUACACGGACGUGAAAGCGUGCGCUAAUGUUAGGAGAUGCCAGACCAGUUGUAUUUGAACACGUGCGUGGUAUUGAAGACAGAAAUAUGAGGAGAUGCAAUUCCAAUCCACAGCUCAAUAUUGAGGACACACAAAUAUCAUCAUCAAAUGGAGGGAGAUCAAUUCACCUUAAGUACACGUCUGGAAACUCUAGUAAGCAAUUAACAUGAAGCUAACAAGCGUUUGUAAUUACAGAAUGUCCACAGAUGAGCUUUAUUUACUCAUAAUCUCUCUAGAACUUUCACAAACUGAGAGACAAACAAAACAAUAAUAUAUCAUAAAAGAAGCAUUGAUAUUUUCUUUACGUGUUACGCAUACCCUACAUAAUUAGAAAUCAUUAGAUCUGUAACUUCACUAAGUGCCUUUAAUAAGCCAUACCUCGCCAUGGUAUUGUCGAAAUACGAUAACAAACAUUUAACAUUAAACUAAAUAAAAGAAAAAAAACAUAAUAAACCAACAUACUUUAACUCGGAA